Balaenoptera ricei (Rice's whale) is the source of this 1694-nucleotide messenger RNA. RefSeq names its product receptor associated protein of the synapse (gene RAPSN). The transcript is spliced from 8 exons. The record is from RefSeq and is a predicted model, not a curated record. Gene Ontology annotation, cellular component: synapse. Gene Ontology annotation, biological process: chemical synaptic transmission. Bases 161 to 1456 code for a protein of 431 amino acids. Lineage: Eukaryota; Metazoa; Chordata; Mammalia; Artiodactyla; Balaenopteridae. Gene Ontology annotation, molecular function: acetylcholine receptor binding; protein-membrane adaptor activity.
CCGGACCAGCUUUGUUCGCAGGGUGGCGCCUGCUCUCCAUCCAGGCCCUGCUCCUUCUGGGGGCUCGGUGGGCAGCUGGCGCCGUGGGCCCCCCGCCAUGAGUGUCUAGAGGCACGGAGCCACCAAGGUCUCUCUGGAGGGGGCUCGGGGCGCUGGGAGGAUGGGGCAGGACCAGACGAAGCAGCAGAUCGCGAAGGGGCUCCAGCUAUACCAGUCUAACCAGACAGAGAAGGCGCUGCAGGUGUGGACGAAGGUGCUGGAGAAGAGCUCGGACCUCGUGGGGCGUUUCCGCGUGCUGGGCUGCCUGGUCACGGCCCACUCGGAGAUGGGCCGCUAUAAGGAGAUGCUGAAGUUUGCUGUGGUACAGAUCGACACGGCUCGGGAGCUGGAGGAUGCCGACUUCCUCCUGGAGAGCUACCUGAACCUGGCGCGCAGCAACGAGAAGCUGUGUGAGUUUCACAAGACCAUCUCCUACUGCAAGACCUGCCUCGGCCUGCCCGGAACCAGGGCAGCCACCCAGCUCGGAGGCCAGGUCAGCCUGAGCAUGGGCAACGCCUUCCUGGGCCUCAGCCUCUUCCAGAAGGCCCUGGAGAGCUUCGAGAAGGCCCUGCGCUAUGCCCACAACAACGAUGACACCAUGCUCGAGUGCCGCGUCUGUUGCAGCCUGGGCAGCUUCUACGCCCAGGUCAAGGACUACGAGAAAGCCCUGUUCUUCCCCUGCAAGGCUGCAGAGCUCGUCAACGACUAUGGCAAAGGCUGGAGCCUCAAGUACCGGGCCAUGAGCCAGUACCACGUGGCUGUGGCGUAUCGCCUGCUGGGUCACCUGGGCAGUGCCAUGGAGUGCUGUGAGGAGUCUAUGAAGAUUGCACUGCAGCAUGGGGACCGGCCACUGCAGGCACUCUGCCUGCUCUGCUUUGCUGACAUCCACCGGAGCCGUGGGGACCUGGAGACAGCCUUCCCUAGGUACGACUCUGCCAUGAGCAUCAUGACCGAGAUUGGAAACCGCCUGGGGCAGGUACAGGUGCUGCUGGGUGUGGCCAAGUGCUGGGUGGCCAGGAAGGCGCUGGACAAGGCUCUGGAUGCCAUCGAGAGAGCCCAGGACCUGGCCGAGGAGGUGGGGAACAAGGUCAGAACUGAGUCCGUCUGCUGGGUCUGGAGUCAAGAGCCCAAGGUGGGAUCUUGGCUGGGUCAGCUCAAGCUGCACUGCCUAAGCGAGAGCAUCUACCGCAGCAGAGGUCUGCAGCGGGAGCUGCGCGCCCACGUCGUGCGCUUCCACGAGUGCGUGGAGGAGACAGAGCUCUACUGCGGCCUGUGCGGCGAGUCCAUCGGCGAGAAGAAUAGCCGGCUGCAGGCUCUGCCCUGCUCCCACAUCUUCCACCUCAGGUGCCUGCAGAACAACGGGACACGGAGCUGCCCCAACUGCCACCGGUCAUCCAUGAAGCCUGGCUUUGUGUGACCCCAUCAGGUCGUGGGCUUCUGCCUCGCCUCCCCUGCUUCUUCUCUAGCCUCACGCUGGAGGCUGCCCUGACCAGCUGCGCCUCCAGUGCCUGUUUACUCCUGGGGCAGCCUCCAGGGCCUCCUCUGGCCUCAGCCAGGGCCUGGGGCCUGCCCACUGCUGCUCCUCCAGGCCCAGCUGCCCUCCCCCACCCCUUUGUACUUUGAUCUUUACAGAAAAAUAAACCGUUUGUACCUGG